Messenger RNA from Mycena citricolor, 5916 nucleotides. Lineage: Eukaryota; Fungi; Basidiomycota; Agaricomycetes; Agaricales; Mycenaceae. The record is from the annotation of a GenBank genome assembly.
GGCGGUGUCUUGCCUCGCGCAUACACAGCGAAUUAUUCAUGCAGAUUGGGCGAGACUUAUGUCCGGUCAUGGCGUGCAGCAGUUGUCGCUGGUGAAGAGACACGACCGCCAAUAGGGACCACGCGUGUAUUUGCAGACUUUUUUGAGAUGGAACGUUGCAUCGUGUCCCAUGGACAUUGGAUUGCACCCCCAGCAACUCUUGAGUACAGCGCACUGAUUCUCCAGAAAGCUGUUCAGAGGCGGAGCAAUCGAGGUAGGGCGUUGAAUUAUAUGGAGUAAGAGGCGAUGUGCACAGAAAAUGUGCAUUCAGCUUGAACUUUCCAAAUGGCGAAUGAGCUGAGCCAAGAGCAUUAUGUAGCACAAUCAAAUGUUUUCAUUACAUUCAUAUUGUAACCCGCAACUUAAGCUGAUUAGGGCGACCAAUGUAACCAAUACUGGUGCUACAGAGCAACUACGGCAACCCAACCCUAGUUCUCAGCUACUGCAAACAUCGAUAUGCCAGUUUUCCAUCGAAACUCUGCCUCCUGAGCAGAUAACAUGGGAGUUUCCUCAAUGUAAGUCUUGCAGCCGUUAUGAAGGAAGCGGAAGAGCCCCCCUGCUGUGUACUGUACAACUGAGAAGCGCUUCUCACCUGGGCCAAUAGGUGUGUUAGAGUGACGGAGAAUAGCAGAGGGCAAAAGGAUUGUUGAACCUGGCGGGAACCGUAUAAGAAGGCGAAGGUCCCACAGGAUCAAGUGUCCACCGCUAUUGCAGUCAAACUUCCCAAGGGCUGUGACAGCACACCAGCCCCAUGCCAGGUUCGCAAAAUCGAGAUGUGGCCGAGUGGCUGUGAAUGGGCCAAGGUUAAAUGUACAGGCUGCGAAAACGCUUCCAACAAAGUUCCAAGCCAACCACGGCCCCCAUGCUUGCAGCGAGCGCAUCUCACUACAGUAGAAGAGCCAGAGCAUGGGUGCAAAAGUUUGGAACAGGCCUUUCGUGAAGCCUGCAAUGCGCUUGAUGUGUGGGCUUUGGAGAAGGCGCUCAGCAGCAGCGGUGUUACUUGGUGAGUUGGCAAGGUUGCCUGGUUGACGCUGUCCACCUCCAAAAGAUAUGCCGGUGUGAAGAGCUGCAUAUCCUUUUGAUGUGGCCCGGCGAUGGUGUAUGUCGCCAUGCGUAAAAACGCAAGUGGCUGCUUCCCGCUCAAUAUCUUCGGCAGCAAGCUCCAUUGCUUGGGUGUAUCCACUAGCAUCCCUCGGCAUGCCUCCAAGCAGGGCAAUAACGCGUCGGUGGCUGUCCAAGAUCCGGAUACUGACCCUUCCACCCCAGUUGACAUAUGAGAAGCCCGGUUCACCAACGAGGCCGUCAAUCUCUGCCUGAGUAGGCGCAGCCUCGUUCUCAGCCAUGCCCGACAAACCCGUGGGCUGCGUUACCGCAGCCGGCUUGCUUGGUAGCGGCGGCUGCAGGUGCUCGCUUCGCCCAAUCCAGCUAGGGCCGGAGCGUGGAAGCGCAGCAGCAUUGAGAUCAACCUGAAUGUCGCGCCUGACAGCGUCUUCGCUGCGCUUGACAUACACACCUUUGCCAGCCAUCUCUCCUGCCUCCUGCUCUCGGCCCUGCCUUUUCCGUCGCUUGGACCCUUGCUUCCGCUUCUCCAUGCGAGGGAUUGAGGGUCGAGCGUAUGUGCUGUUUGCGGAAUCGCUUACAGGCGCCGCGGGGGGAUUGCCAUUGAUCACGGCGUCGAUUUGCGCAUCGCUUUGCGCGGCGACUGGGGGCGGUGACGCCGAUGCUGGCAGAGGGAGGGGGGGUCAGGUGAGUCGCUGAGAGGCGACUCGGGCCGCAGGUAAAGGUUAGCAGCGUCUUCGUCUGGUGCUGCUGCCUGCGCGUCCACCACUCUCUGCUGCAGCAGCUCGGAGAUGUCGAAAUGGAAGCUGGGGGAUAGGGAAGUCGGGCUGGCAACCAUGUCGAAUUCCGAAAAUUCACGCCCGGAACGCGUGUGGCGACCUUUCAUUGGAUGGUGAAGGGCGGUCGCGUUGGACAAUGGGGCCAAAAUUGAUGGCGGUAUACUUACGGUAAAGGGCGCGCGGAAAGCGGUUGCAAAUAGUGCUAGCCGGCUAUCUGGCGGAGCCCGCUGAUUCUCGUGAAUCAACCUCAGGAUGUUAAUCUCACGAUCCCAUCUAUUAAAACUUGCUAUUCCUCAUGUUGCCGAAUCCGGCUUUACUCGCACAACUUUAUCCCGGUCGGUGCUGCAUCUCCCGUCUCCUCACUCGGAGCCUCUAUCCGACUCUGCUGUUUCUUCUCUCUUUGGUUCCGGCAAUUCAGCUCAGAAGACUUUGAUCAACGCAUGGCUCGAGAAUGGUCUGGACAACAUGAAGACCGACAACCUCCCACCCCCUACUUUAAAAGAGGCUCUGCACACGAGGCUGUCCUAUAACGAGCCUGUUCUAGCACAUCUUCCCGAAGCGUUUGCUAUUCUUUGCGUCCCAGAAUCACGCAUGGCGUUCCCGCCCCUGGAUUCGGUGCCCGCGCUCAAGCAUGCAGCCCAUAUUGCCGACCAAGCCUGCUUCGUUUCCGGGCAAGGCCUGUCGAGGGAAUCCUGGUAUGCGAAACGCGCAUCCAUCAUGGGAAUCUACACUGCGGCAGAGUUGCAUCAACUCACUUCGCCGCGAACGGCUCACGUAUUUCUCGAUGAUCUGCUUGGGAGCUCGACAAAGAUUGGCCAGUCGGUCUCAGAUAUGAAGGAAUAUGCGGAUUACAUCUUCAGAAGCUGGGGAGGCCUUGCUCGGAGUCGCGGAUGGUAAACCCUGGAUAUGUACAUUGCGCUGUACGGUCUGCCAAUAUCUCAGGUCCGAAAGGUCCGACGUUCGGUUCGAAAAGUGGCUUUGUAUGAGAUCCUCAAAGUCGUCCUGAGUGUUCAAGGCGACAUGCGACGAGCGGGCGCUGUACGUCAAUGGUGAUGCGCUAGUUCGGCUUUCGGGGCCGAACAUUCGUUCGGAUCGGUGCGCCAUGGCUAUGCACACCACAACUCAAACUCGACUGUACACUAAGUACUUGCCAACGCGAUGGCACGACUCGCGUUACUCCUAAUACUUUCCUUCGUUGUCUUCACAUACGCGCACUCUGACGAUGAUCGGAAAUCUUCUGGACGCCUCAUGCCCGGGCCUGAGGUGCCCAUUCUUGCAUCCGAGGUCGACGACUGUCUCCCUGUGUGGCGUCUCAGUAUGAUCAAGAAAACCCUAGAAGCCGAGGCGUCUCCAGUGAUGCGCACCGUCUUCAACUACUUGUUUCCUUUUGGGCCCGCGUGGAACUCGAUUUUAGGCACAUUUUACAUUUCAUCAGUACCCAACUUCAUCCUCGCGUUCAUUCCGGCGAAGAUCAACGCAAACACGUUGAACACUAUGACCGCAUUUGCGACGGGUGGCCUGCUGUCGGACGUUUUCCUGCACCUCGUCCCGCAUUCCUUUAUGGGUGAACGCCAGGGGGAUGGCGCACAUUUCGUUCUGGUCGAAGAGAAACGGAACAUCCUGAUUGGGCUAGGGAUAUUCGUCGGCUUUGCAUCGUUCUUUGUCAUGGAGAAGACACUCCGUGUGCUUGCCGGGGACGAAGAUGGAAGCGGGGGGCACGGGCAUAGUCAUGGCGGAGAAUCGAGUGCAUUAAGCUCUGGGGUGGAGAAAACAUCGCCCAACGAAUCGGAAGUGCGGUCUCGCAAGUCCAGCGGCAAGCCGGAGCCGGAAGAGGCCAGUGGAUCCGCCAAGGCCGGAGGAGGGCCAUCGAAGAUGUCGGCGUACCUCAAUCUAUUUGGAGAUUUUGUCCACAACAUCACGGACGGUCUGGCCAUGGCUGCGUCGUUCUAUGCCUCUCCACUCAUAGGAGCGACGACCACUCUUGCCUGCUUUGCUCACGAGAUCCCACACGAAAUUGCGGACUAUUCUAUCCUCAUCCGCAGUGGUUUCACGAAGCGGCAAGCCAUGCAGUCGCAAUUCUUGACUGCGAUCGGAGCAUUCGUCGGGACGUUCAUUGGCAUCGCUGUUCAUACGGCCACUGCUAGCGAUAAUGCCGCAGGCCCGGCAUCUCUCGACCUUGCUGCAGCAGUGCGGCAGAAAUCGGACGGGCUGCUGGGGACGACGGCACAAAUAUCGGAUCUGGUCAUCCCUUUUGUCGCUGGCGGAUUCAUGUACAUUGGCGCCGUCGCAGUGUUACCGACAUUGCUUGCAGAGAGUAAAAGCGCGGCUCAGGCGUUGCGGGAGUUUUUGGCCAUGGCCGUGGGUGUCCUAUGCAUGCUACUGGUGGCGUGGAACGAGUAGAACCAGAAGCCAUCGGCGAGAUAGAAUAUCAGAUUGAUUUUUUGGCAACGAGGUGAUGCACACGACUGCCACUUCCCAAAUUCAACCCGAUCCGGGGCGCUGUCACUCGGUCUGAGUAGCUCCACGAGGAGAUUCGGCACAGGACUGGCUGCACGUCUUCUGGGCCCAUUACCGAUAACGAACCGGCCGUUCAUCGGGGUGGUCUCGACCUCAACGAUAUUGCACUUCAAUCGCCCCAAGUUCAUGUCCUCCAAGGCUUAAAGUCUCGUACCGGUUCACGUUUGUAGCUUGACAAAACUGGCUCAAAGUAACGGAUUCCUUCCGUUCUCAUCUCAAAAUCACGUGAUCUGCGUUGAUCCGGUCCGUCCAGACCGGCAAGACUGCCGAGACACGUUCGUCGCAUGCCAAAUUGAGCCGUUGACGUCGAGGCGAACGGAUUUUUUCUCCCUACCUUUGACCUGCACAAGACCACCGCGGCCUCGCGUACGUGCCUACCCUGCAACCCAGUAUAUAUAUCAACGUCCAAACUACAGGAUCCGCAGGCCCCUGCCUCGAACUCUCUCUCCAAAACGUCCUCCGCCUGUUCGCCACAGACCGGGCGCCAGUUGCGCUCGUCACCAGCCCACCUAGCUGAUGCACGCUUUGUAAACGCUACCCACGCCCCCGCCCACUUCUUGUCUUUCCCAAUCAUGGGUACAAAAGGCCGUUCCAGUCCCCGCAUCGUCUGCUGCGCCAUCCCCAUUGCCCGUUCCGCCGCCCAGGUCCUCUUAAUUACCAGCCGCAAGCGUCCAGAUAACUGGGUCUGUGAGUGGCGCGUGCCCGUCCGGUUCCGAGUCUCGGCUGAUCGACUAUUCUGCUGCCCCUUACCGCAGUGCCCAAAGGCGGCUGGGAAGCGUCUGAUGUUCGACUAGAGAAUGCGGCGUCUCGGGAAGCAUUGGAAGAAGGUCUUACCCUCUCUACCUCUCUCUGCGGCGUCUGACGACCCCGUAGCGGGCGUACGCGGGACGAUCACGCGCUACGUCACCACGCAGCAUAGUCCGUCCGCCACGUACCAUUUCUACGAGCUGGACGUCACCAGUCUAGAUGCGGACUGGCUCGAGAGCGGCGAACGGCAACGAGAGUGGGUCGACUACGCCGAGGCCGUCCGGCGCCUGGAAUGGAAAGCGGAGCUUGCUAACGGCUUUCGACUGUCGUCUCUCGCUCCCCAGCGGUGACCGAGGUCGGUCUGAGGCGGCGUUGCGGAUCUAUGCGAACAGAAGACGACGGGGUGGGCACUUGCUCUUCUCACACGACCCGGUUCCUCCGUCCGCGAUAACGCACUGUCAAUGACCAUGGGCUUGCCCCGCCCAGCGCCCGGCUCGGAACUUUUGAUCCUACCUUACGAUCCGUUUAAACCAUACCCCUCGUGGCAUCGAUCGCAUUCUUUCCCCAUCUCUCGUAUACACGGAUGUGUCGUAUCUGCACUGAUACAGUUCAUCGUGCGCAUGUCCCGGUCGCUUUCUUAUCCUACAAGUUGACAUCUAGAGUAGUAGUAUAUCAUCCUAUUUAGUAGCUGUUUCGGAUGACCAUUCAAGACCCCAAGUUGUAGCAUACACAUUUAAGUAGCCGUUCCAUAAAAUAGAGCUAUUCAAGAUACCCA